Aspergillus brunneoviolaceus CBS 621.78 is the source of this 819-nucleotide messenger RNA. RefSeq lists its product as uncharacterized. The transcript is spliced from 3 exons. The record is from RefSeq and is a predicted model, not a curated record. The annotation marks the transcript as partial. Lineage: Eukaryota; Fungi; Ascomycota; Eurotiomycetes; Eurotiales; Aspergillaceae.
UCUUCUGCAGACACCGAUGGCAACCAGCAACCGGGGCUCAUUGCCUUCUGUGUGGUAAUGCUCACAUUAGCUAUAGCCUCGGUCGCCCUCCGCUGCUGGUCCAUCUGGAGCUCUCACACUCACAGGUUUGGUUAUGAUGAUGCCUUUGCCAUCCUGACUUUGCCCUUCAUUAUUGCCGAAUCGUCCCUUAUCUUCUACUGGAUCUCCCUGGGGUUGGGUCGUCAUAUCGCCACAUUACCCGUCAGCCAUCAACUCGCGGGUCCCAAGAUCAUCUUCGCGGCCGCCUUCCUGUACGAUGCCAGCAUUACCUUCCCCAAGUUAUCGGUGCUCUGCUUCUACCAUCGGAUCUUCCAACGGGGCGGAGGCCCCUGGGUCCGCCCGACACUCGCAGCGGUGGGUGCCCUGUGCGUCUUCUGGCUGAUCGGGGCGUGGCUGGCCACGGCCUUUCAGUGUACACCCGUACGAGCCUCGUGGGAAGCCGUGGCCGGUUCGAAAUGCGUCACGCAGUGGAAGUUCUUCACGGGGACCGCGGCCCCGAGUGCCAUCCUGGAUUUGAUUAUCCUGCUGAUCCCGCUGCCUCUGCUCUGGUCGUUGCAUAUGACUCGGGCGAAGAAGGCCAUGCUCAUCGGCCUUUUCAUUUGUGGGUACUCAGUGGUCGUCGUAUCUGUCGGUCGGCUCAUCACUCUUCUCAAGGCGGGAUCGGCCCUAGAAGCCGAUCUCACCUGGACCACCAUCGAAUAUAUCUGUUGGGUGCAGUGUGAAGGCCCGAUCUCGCUCAUGUCGGUCUGUCUCCCGAAUAUCACGGAUCUGGGGCGUCGC